Molecule: messenger RNA, 2142 nt
Organism: Trichoderma aggressivum f. europaeum
Lineage: Eukaryota; Fungi; Ascomycota; Sordariomycetes; Hypocreales; Hypocreaceae
Exons: 3
Coding region: 1-2142 (713 amino acids)
Cellular component (GO): extracellular matrix
Source: RefSeq, a predicted model, not a curated record
AUGCGUUUACCCACCAAGUUUUCGGCGCUGUUACCUCUUCUUAAGGUUACUGACUUAGAGUCUCCUUACUUAGAUGGCAGUUUUGAGUCAGCAGGCGUUAGAGCUCCGCCCAAGCCCAACAACCAGCCUCUGUUCCUCCUCCAGCUAGACGAACUAAGGCCCAAAAGACUAACGCCUUCCUAUUUAUUCCCAAAGGGGACUUGUACAGAAUGUCGGUUUGCGACAUUCUUCUCGCUGAUUGGCGACCGGUUGUUCGCAGACGGAGAGAUAGUCGCGACCAACGAGGGUACGACAUACCAGUCGCUCCUCGAGACACCGAGCAUCAGAGCCAUCGACCAUGGGUUCUCGCUCGAAGAUGGCAUUCUUCAGUGGCGGCAUCCGAGCUUUGCUAGUGGAAAAGCCAGCUUUUGCUUGUCGGCGUCGAACAAGGUCCUGGCUGUGUUCAACGAAUCAAGCACUCCGACUGACUGUGCGCCGGCAAACCUCGUCAAUGUUCCAUACACCCAGUGUUUCCCAUCGGUCGAACCGAUUAAUGUAUUAGUGAUGGAUGACGAUACUAGGCCUGCUCAACAAGCUGCAGGAGGCGUAAGUAAUACAGACAGCCCUGCCGGGCCGAAGUGGCUGGAUACCAGACCAGAUAUCACCAAUCAUGAUUAUGGCAGAGCUUCCGUUGGGACAUAUGGUAGAACUUCAGUUGGGAUAGACCAACCAAGUCCUCUGGCUCCUAUUGAUCGGGCCAGCUACGACUAUAAUACUCGAUGGCCGGGUUCCAUCACACCCCUAAGCUCCGUUGGCUACGGGGGUAACCACAUAUAUCAUGAAGCCGCUUCGGGUCCUAUAGUGCCCUCAGGUCCCGCAGGGCCUCUAGCCUCUAUUGAUCGGACCAGCUACAACUACAAUACCCGACGACCGGGUUUCACAACACCCCCGAGCUCCAUUGGCUACGGGAAUAGCCACAACCAUCAUGAUGUCGCUUCAAGUCCUAUAGGACCCUCAGGUCCGGCAGGGCCCCCUGGAUCUAAUGGACGGGACGGUAGGGAUGGGAAAGAUGGCGACGAUGGGAAAGAUGGUGAUAAAGAUGAUGAUGGUAGGGAUGGGAGAGAUGGGAGAAAUGGCAACAAUGGGAAAGAUGGUGAUAAUGGGAAAGAUGGUGAUAAUGGGAAAGAUGGUGAUAAUGGGAGGGAUGGUGAUAAUGGGAGGGAUGGCGACGAUGGGAGAGAUGGUAAUGAUGGGAGAGAUGGUAAUGAUGGGAGGGAUGGCAGGGAUGGCAGGGAUGGUAUUCAGGGUCCUCCUGGGCCCCCUGGUCCACCCGGGCUCCCAGGUACUAACGGAUUGAAUGGUGAGCCUGGGCCAAUGGGUCCUGAAGGACCCGCCGGUGCCGAAGGUGCCACUGGGCCGCAGGGUCUACCGGGUGCUCAGGGUCCCCAAGGUCUUCAGGGUUUUCAGGGUUUUCAGGGUCUACCGGGUCCUGCUGGUGCCACUGGUCCUGCCGGUGCCGCUGGGCCUCAAGGUCUACCGGGCCCUCCGGGUGCUCAGGGUCUCCAAGGUCUCCAAGGUCUCCAAGGUCUCCAAGGUCUACCGGGUCCUGCCGGCGCUGCUGGUCCUGCUGGUGCCGCUGGUCCUGAAGGACCCGAAGGUGCUGCUGGGCCUCAGGGUCUACCGGGUGCUCAGGGUCCCCAAGGCCUUCAAGGUCUACCAGGUCCUCAAGGUGCCACUGGUGCCGAAGGUGCUACUGGACCUCAAGGUCCUAUCGGUCCCCAAGGCCCCCCUGGUCCCGGGUCAGCGGGUUUCACGGACCAGUACGGUUACCUCGGCUGCUAUAUCGCGAGUAACGAUGGCACGUACGGCCUAACUCCAUACGCUUCACAGCAGGUUCUCACAACCUCGAUCGACGACUGCGCCAAUAUCUGCUAUAGUUUGCCGUCGGGCCCAACACUGUACUUCACUCUGGGAACUGACACGACUACAGGCGACUCCAUCUGCACUUGUGGUGAUAUCCUUGUUGCUUAUAACUACCCAAAUACGGGGCUCGAUUUUCAAUGCAAUACGCAAUGCAACUUCCCGGACGAUCCGACAACAGAACAAUACUGCGGCGGAACGUAUGCUGGGAUUCCUACUGUUUCUCUUUUCGGUGCUAUAUAA